Messenger RNA from Saccharomycodes ludwigii, 1995 nucleotides. RefSeq lists its product as uncharacterized. Bases 1 to 1995 code for a protein of 664 amino acids. NCBI's taxonomy places the organism in Eukaryota, Fungi, Ascomycota, Saccharomycetes, Saccharomycodales, Saccharomycodaceae. The transcript has a single exon. The record is from RefSeq and is a predicted model, not a curated record.
AUGGAUAGACUCGAUUUGGUCACUAAUACUACUGUUGAUACUACUAAUCCUUCCCAUGCGGCGGCUGAGAUAACUCAAGAUAAUUCAUACGACUACUUAAUUACCUGUUUUACCAUUGAAAGCACAAAUACUAGCACAUCGACUUCCAACCACAAACAUAUUCCAUUUUAUUAUCCGUUUACAUUUAUCUGGUCGGCGGAAUAUAGUUGUGAUUAUGAAAUAAAAUUACCCAUUUCCAUUCUUUAUAAGUACAAAUUACAUACAAUUGCUGUUUUACAGAAAUAUAAAGAAUUGACAUAUGGGAGGUAUGACUAUUUAAAACGUUAUAUGGAUUCUUACAUUAGAAACUUGAAAACAUCUUCUGAGCUAAUUAAAUCCUCUAAGCAAGUAAGUUCUAACAGUUCUAUUAACCACAAAGGCACUAACCAGGACCAAGAUGGUUUAUUUCGGAAAAUAAUUACGCACUCUGAUAACAAAUUUCAUAAUGAUAUCAAAGAUAUCUUAUUCAUAAGUAAUAGACCCAUUAAAUGGUUUACUAUUCUGGGAACAUGUAUAGGCUACAGAUACAUGAACGAUAAUGCUAUAUUAGUAAAUAUAGAUGAUGAUACAGCUACAAUAACAUGUAAGCUUAGUAUAGACUUGUAUAAAAUACAUGGCGGGAAUGAAAAUAUUGAUUUAAUUAUUGGGUUUAAAUUGAAAAUAAAGGGAUAUUUACAUUUCUACAAUUACGAUAAUACUGUUUUUCAAACUAAAAAAAAUUCUACGCAAAUGGAAAUGGUUGCUUGUGAUAUGGAAAUACUGUGGAGUAUAAGAGAAGAAUUUGAAUUCAAAAAAAAUUGUUAUACUUGUUUGACCUCACUUUUGGAAUCAGAUAUAUGGCGUUUACCAAACUCCACGCAUUAUAGUACUGCAUUGAUCAACAAAAGUGGCAUUAAUAAUGAAUAUAAAGAUGAGGAAAGAGCACAUGUUAGUGCUGACAAUUUACGUUUGGGGAAUAAGUUUGAAGACUAUUUAUUACAACAUGAAUUUGAAGUUGGUGUUCAGCUUCUAUCUGAUAACGAUUAUGGGGGCAAGGAUGGGAAUUUGCAUGAUAUUAUAGAUGACGAGUUUAAUACUACAUUGUUACAAAGUUUUUCUUUUGAUCAAGAUAUAAAUAAUAACUCUGAUAUUUUUAUAGACAAAGAGGUAAUAGUGAUCAGUGACGUUGAAGAGGGAGGAGUAGAAAAACAGAGAACCCACUGUGUCGAUGACGGUGGUCUUGUGUUGUUGAGACAUAAUAAGAAUUUUGAUAAUUCAAAAAAGUUAAUUUCUUCUUAUAAAAAAAAAAUACUCAACAAACUUAUAGAAAUCAGUUUUACAGAAGCAACCGUUUCUUUAAUUAAUUUACAGUACUGUGAACCUAAUCUAUCAAAGUUUUUAAACAAAAUAGUACGCUGGGAUUUUUUUGCUCAAAAAGGGGAUGUUGGUGAUAAUGAUGAAGAUAUAGACAAUAUGCACGAUUCGAUCAAAGUAGCAGAUAGGAAGGCUACUUUAGCCAUUUUGAUUUAUAAAGAAUUAUGUGAUGAAAACCCUAUCAUAUUAAUGAAGGGUAAUAGGGCGAUUGAGGCAUAUGAGGUAACUUUAUUGAACUUAUGCAAACUUUUGAAAUAUUUAGAAGAAAAGUGUUUGAAUAGCAUUGUUUUGGGGUGUAGUUUUGUUUCAUUCAAGCUAUCAAAUGAGUUUUAUUUAGAGAUUUUGAAGUUAGAAAAGUUAGAAGUAGAAGAUCAAGACAAUCUUUAUUGUUCCACCAGAUUGUUUAUUGCAUGUUUGAAAUAUGUAAUGAAUAAGUGUUCUACGAGUUCGUCUGCGUUGCUAAGAAAGUGGAAGAUAUUAAAAAAAUCUAGAAAAGGAAAAAGUGACUUGUCGGACUUGUCGGACUUGUCGGACUUGUCGGACUUGUCGGACUUGUCGGACUUGUCGGACUUGUGCACAGUUGAGUUACAUUGUGAAUAUUGA